AUGGCGGCUGCCUGUUGGUGGAGCCUGAAGGGGAUGCGGCGGUAGCCUGCGAGGCGCUCCGCCUGCUGCGGAUAGAGCCCUCGGCCGUCGGCCCCGGCGCGGGGCGGGCAGGCGGCGCGGCGCGGCGCUCGAGAAAUGUGCUGCGGAAGUGGAGGCGCUGGGAGCGCGUGCUGGCUGCCAAGAAGAGGAAGAGGCAGCAGGAACGGGAGAGGAGCAGAGCCCGGCGGGCUGCGGGCGCAGGUGAGGGGCGGCACGGCGCGGUACGGUACGUUUACUGUAAGGAGCGGCCCCGUCGAGGGGCUGCUGGCCGAGAGAACGGGGUCUGGGCCGUGGCUCUGCGGCCCUGCCGGGACUCGGGCUGCCCUCUCGCUGUUCUGCCUCCCAGGAGCUGCUAGCCGGGGCGACGGGAGGGCCCCGGCCGCCCUCGCGAAGGAGCGCCUUUUGCAGGCCAGGACGUCGGGGCCCCGGCUCUGCGUGGACCUCGGGGUGGCCGACCGCAUGACUGAGAAGCCUGCACGUGGCUUCCUGACUGGCUGCACACCCAACUCUCCGGGUUUCCUUGAGGCAGUUGAACUGUGCUCCACGGGAACAGCCUUUCCAGAGCCUCAGCGAGCAGCCGGUGACUCGGGCAUCAUGGAUGUCUGCAGUCCCCGAGUGGAGCCAUGUUACCCCCUGACCCUUGACUUGUGGGUCACUGUGCUUGUUAUUUAUUGGAAGGAAACAAGCCGCCUCGCCUCCCAGAUCAGGAGACUCUAUGGGGCCAACAGGCGGGCUGAGAAGCCAUUUUGGCUCUGUCUGACGGAGUUUGUUGUGGGCUCGUUGAUCUAUGAGGAGUGUUUUCGCAUGAACGACGGCUUCUCCAAUUAUUUGAUAGAUACAACUCAAGAAAGUUACCUGGACCUGUUUCCUUUAGAUGCAAUUGUUUAUCUUACUCCUGACUCUGAGAAUGUCCUUGAAGAUAUUGAUCCAAAUAAAGUAUACAUCCUCGGAGGCCUGGUGGAUGAAAGUAUUCACAAGAAGCUGACUCUGCAAAGGGCACAAGAGCAAUCCUUGCAAACAGCCCGUCUCCCCAUUCGUGAGUACAUGGUGAAAGCUGUUAACACCAAGAACUACCAUUCAGAGACACUGGCAAUUAAUCAAGUCUUUGAUAUCUUAUCAACUUACUAUGAGACUCGAAGCUGGCCAGCAGCCUUGAAAGCUGGAGUUUCUUCUGGAAAAGGCUAUGUGCUGCCAGAGGCAGUGAAAUAAAUGGAAAUGAUAAUCAGCAUGAUAAUGCACAAGAAAAUUCUUUAUUUUGUGAUGUUAAAGAGCUCUGCAGACAAGAGAGACAAACUCCAAAUUUUGAGCAGAGGCACCAGCAUGAAUGUGCAUAGAGAGGAUAGCUCUGCUUAAAUGUUGUUCAAGGACCCUAUCAAGAGUGACACAUUCUGCCUCAGCAGUACAAUGCUGGAAAUUACUUUUUCCCCUUGAACAUAAAACACAAGCUAAUGCAGCCCUGGGAUCAAGUGAAAACUGACAGGAAUUCAGUUCUACUUCUUUACAGAUGCUUGUUAGAGUGUUUCUGACUCUUGCAUCUGCACUUGUUCUGGGGCAGGAAGGAGUGCUUUAAGAUACUUAUUUCAUCUUGCUAAAACAGUAAGUACGGUGAAGUUAGAAUUGCAAAGCUCCCUGGUGAGGAAAAUUUCUUCCCAUGGAAAAGGACAAUGCUGUUCCAAUUGGGGAACACAAGAUGGGAUUCCCAGAUGGAGAAACAAUUUCCAGGUACACCAUGUCCUAACAACUUUAAACCAGUUGAAGACUCGGGGAGUUGUUGAAGCCUAUACCUAAUCUUGUGCAUCUACUUUAAAAACCUAAAAUAAAAUGUUUACUCUUAAACUCC
Strigops habroptila (Kakapo) is the source of this 1879-nucleotide messenger RNA. It is a transcript of the gene TRMT10B, whose product is annotated as tRNA methyltransferase 10B. Lineage: Eukaryota; Metazoa; Chordata; Aves; Psittaciformes; Psittacidae. Gene Ontology annotation, cellular component: nucleus; nucleoplasm. Gene Ontology annotation, biological process: tRNA N1-guanine methylation. Gene Ontology annotation, molecular function: tRNA binding. The transcript has 7 exons. The record is from RefSeq and is a predicted model, not a curated record. Bases 136 to 1248 code for a protein of 370 amino acids.